AUGGGGUUUCCAGAUCUUCAACCACUCUUGCAAAGCCUCCUGGAAUCAGGCAGGUACUCCGACCUAACGAUAUCAUGUGAAAGCCGUAAGUUCGGAGUACACUGCACCAUAGUCUGUUCCCAAUCAUCCGUUUUCGAUGCCGCAGUCGAAGGAGAAUUCAAGGGGGCUGCUUCUUCGCAAAUCGACCUACCCGACGAUGAGUUACCAACCAUUCAACAAGUUAUUACCUUUCUUUCUAUUCAAGAUUAUAAUGAAAAUGGCAUUCCAGACAUUGAAGAUAAAAGGUCUAUUUCGGGUGAAGAUAUAGAGUCCCACGCAGUUUUGUGGAACAACCUCGGCGUUUUUAUGGAAAUCGAUAAAUUUGACAUUGCUCCUCUAAAACGGCUUGCGAGAACUCGCCUUAUCAACUGGAUUGACAAAAAUGCUAACUGA
Molecule: messenger RNA, 432 nt
Organism: Penicillium hordei
Lineage: Eukaryota; Fungi; Ascomycota; Eurotiomycetes; Eurotiales; Aspergillaceae
Product: BTB/POZ domain-containing protein
Exons: 2
Coding region: 1-432 (143 amino acids)
Molecular function (GO): protein binding
Source: RefSeq, a predicted model, not a curated record